UGGAGGAGAAUGAAUUCCCAAGGGAGAGUCAGUCCUGGAACUGCAGCCCCAGCAGAAGAGAGAAGCUGCUCCUGGCUGAACCCCUGGGUCUGCCUUAUUUCAGCCCUUGUCAUCAAAACUGCCUUUGUGACCGUCUGCCUUGUGGCUCCCUUCUCCCACAGCGGCAAGCAGCCCACAGCCCUGCAGGAGAAAUUCACGGCGUGGGAGUGCGACUCAGCGGUGUCAGAAAACAAAGGCCAAGGCUGGAUGUGCUGCCCAAAGGGCUGGAAAAGGUUUCAAAACAGCUGCUAUUUUCUGUCCCUUGAUAAGAUGUCCUGGGCUGAGAGUGAGCAGAACUGCACUGGGAUGGGCUCCCAGCUGGUGGUGAUCAACAGUGAGGAAGAGCAGGUGUUCCUCUCUAAACAGAUAAAACAAGGUGCAAGAGGAGAGGAUUUCUACAUCGGUCUGCGAGCAGAGAUUAAAGAUCAGUGGCAGUGGGUGGACAAGACUCCCUAUAAUGUGACAGCAGCGUUCUGGCAGAGAAAUGAACCAAGUGAUAACAAGGAUGAGGAUUGUGUUGCAAUACAUAGGGAUUCAGAAAUACCCAACAACUGGAAUAAUGUCCGAUGUUUGAUGUAUCAUCGAAUUUGUGAAGGUGCUGCCGUGACUGUGUGAUGAAGAUACCCUCAUCCUUAGUAAAACUGAGAGAUGAGCAGUGAGCUGGGACUGGUGCUGGGCUGUGCUGGGAGGGGUGGAGAGCCCUGAGGCCUGCAUCUUCACUGUGCUGGGUGGGAUAACGGGAGUGGAAGUGAUAUGACCCUUUGUCCAGCAUCCCCAGUGCAUGGAGGGGCUGAGGGAACACAUGGAGGCUGAGGGUCAUCAAAGCAGGUCCUGUGUUCUUGUGUCCUCUUCUCUCUCAGUGGGUCCAGUGGCCACUGGCAGAAAAGACAUGGAGUUCUCCAGGAAGAAGACACAGGAAUGGAAGACAGAUGUCCUAAGUUGCAAGUUCCUUUGUCUGCUUGAGCAGAAGUCUCUGCUUUCUGUUGAGUCACACACAGAAUGUCCUGCACUUGCCCUGGUUUUGCUGAACAAAUCGUAUGCAAGAGAAAUACAGUAUUAGACCAAUGAAAAAAGU
Molecule: messenger RNA, 1114 nt
Organism: Empidonax traillii (willow flycatcher)
Lineage: Eukaryota; Metazoa; Chordata; Aves; Passeriformes; Tyrannidae
Product: C-type lectin domain family 4 member E-like
Exons: 6
Coding region: 10-654 (214 amino acids)
Source: RefSeq, a predicted model, not a curated record